UUGGUUUGUUCUAUGCUAAGCAGUUCCGUAUUCUAGAAGACUUCUCCUUGAUCUCUGGGCUGGAAUACGGGGCAUUCCGGUUUCUUUGAGCCGGGGUGCCACAGCAUGGUCUCAAGGGCAACACUUCAGCGUGUUUUACAUGCUUACAAGAGGAGGACACCGUGGACCAUAUACUGGUACAGUGCACUUACGCUAGAGAGGUCUGGUACCGUUUCUUCUCGGCUGUUCACAUCCCAGUCCUCAGACCAUCACAUGACAGCACGUUCACGGCAUGGUGGCUGGAAGCGAGGGCAAGGGUGCCGAGCAAGACGAGAAGGACGGGCAGCGUGUUUUCAGAUGCCUGUAGCGGGUGAAUAAGAAAACGUAAUUGCCGUGCCAUCAAAUUUUGGUGUUCGAAAGAGACACUUGGUUUUCAUACGUACGUUAGGAUCAGGAGAUGUCCAAUUAAAUUUCAAAAAAAAAGGAGAUGUCCAAUUAGCUAGUGGAGCAUUUCGGUAAAGAUGCCAAGGACAAAUUCAGUAAUCGUACAAAGAAAUAAAGGCGCGCAGGGACUGAAGCUUCACGACUUGGCGCCAAGAAUAAUAGCAUCACUGCACUGACCAUGCUUUGCUGGGUGUAUAAAGCCGCGCAAGAAUCAAACUAAUUAAGCUCGCGCGCUGCACUCCAUGGUUGAUAGGAUGCCACCCCUCGCAGCAGCGGCAUCCUCGUCGCGGUGCGCCCCCUUCGCCUGCCGCCGCGGCAGCGCCGAGCAGCGCUCCAGGGGCCUGGAUCACGCGUCAGCACCGGUGCCUGCCGCCGGGCAGGGGUGUGGGCGGCCGCUGGGCCGCGCGGCGGGGGUCGUGGGCGGCGGCAUCGCGGCGGCCUUCUUCGCGUCCCUGGAGCGGUGCGCCUGCGUGGAGGUCCGCACGACCGACGACCUGUCCGACUGCAGCAACUGCGCGAUGGAGGCCGCGCCGCUCAUGGGCGACGGCGGCAGUUCCGGCCGUUCUUCCAC
Molecule: messenger RNA, 994 nt
Organism: Triticum aestivum (bread wheat)
Lineage: Eukaryota; Viridiplantae; Streptophyta; Magnoliopsida; Poales; Poaceae
Source: RefSeq, a predicted model, not a curated record